CCUUCUAUCCAAUUCUCUCAUUCAAACCAAAAAAAAAAAAACUGAGAAAAAACAUUUUUGAAAAAAAAAUGGUGGAUUCAGAUUGGAAGACGAAGAUGGUUUCAUCAGACUUACCCACCAACAAGUCCCCGAAGCUCUCUCCCAAACCCCGCGUCACGAUUCCGGCGGUUCCGAUCAACGUCCCUGCAUUGUCGCCGGUGUCCUGUUCCAGCUCCGCCGCUUGCUCUGCCUACGAGCUCUAUCUCCGCCUCCCGGAGCUCAGGAGUCUCUGGUCCUCCAGAGGUUUCCCUCUGUGGAAUUCCGAGCCCGUCCUGAAGCCGGCUCUUCAGGCGCUCGAGAUCACUUUCCGACUGAUCCUCGCCGUCUUCUCCGACGAGAGGCCGUACACCAAUCGUCGAGAGUGGAGGCGGAGGCUGGAGAUGCUGGCCACGAGCCAGGUCCAGUUGGUGGCGGCGAUCUGCGAGGACGACGCCGAGGCGGAGGAGGCAGAUAACGGUGGGUUAGCUCCGGUGGGAGAUCGCCGGAGCGAGCUCAGCUUGCUUCCUCAGCUCGCCACGUGGCGUAAGACGGAAGACGUUGGGUUGAAGAUCCUGAGCACUAUCGACACCGAGAUGCGGCGGAGCAGGUACGCGCUAGGGUUGGGCGAACGGAAUCUCACCGGGAAAAAGUAUCUCCGGUAUGACGCCGUCUGCCGGCCGAACGAAAUUCACAGCCUCAAGAACAAUCCAUUCUCCGAUCACAUCGACAACCGCGAGAAUCAGAUACUAUACACAGUUCAUCAGAUCCUCGAAUCGUGGAUUCAAACCUCUUUGGUUCUCCUAAACCGGAUCGAAUCCAGGAUAGGGGAGGGGAAAUUUGAAGAGGCGUCGAGCGAUGUGUACUUGCUCGAGCGUAUCUGGAAGCUUCUCUCGGAGAUCGAAGAUCUCCACCUCCUGAUGGACCCGGAUGAUUUCCUGAAGCUGAAGAAUCAAAUACAGAUCAAAUCGUCCUCACACAACGACGCGUUCUGCUUCAGAUCGAGAGGGAUCGUGGAGAUGGCGAAGAGGUCGAAGGAGCUCCGGCAGAAAGUUCCGGCGGUCCUCGCCGUGGAGGUGGACCCCGCCGGAGGGCCGCGGCUGCAGGACGCGGCGAUGAGGCUUUACGCGAGGAAGAGGGAACCGGAGAAGAUCCACCUGCUUCAGGGGAUGCAGGCGGCGGAGGCGGCCGCGAAGCGGUUCUUCUUCGCCUAUCGGCAGCUUGUGGCUACGGUGAUGGGGAGCGCUGAGGCGACGGCGAGUCACGAUCCGAGUGACUCGCUGACGCGAGCGGUCAUGGAGCCCACUUACUUCCCCAGCUUGGAUGCCGCCAAGACGUUUCUUGGAGAAUUCUGGGGCCGUUGGGGAGCGACGACUGAUUAAUUAACAC
This is a messenger RNA of Tarenaya hassleriana, 1404 nucleotides long. Its product is annotated as nematode resistance protein-like HSPRO2. The transcript has a single exon. Gene Ontology annotation, biological process: defense response. The record is from RefSeq and is a predicted model, not a curated record. NCBI's taxonomy places the organism in Eukaryota, Viridiplantae, Streptophyta, Magnoliopsida, Brassicales, Cleomaceae. Gene Ontology annotation, molecular function: metal ion binding; heme binding. Bases 69 to 1397 code for a protein of 442 amino acids.